Messenger RNA from Rotaria sp. Silwood2, 816 nucleotides. The record is from the annotation of a GenBank genome assembly. NCBI's taxonomy places the organism in Eukaryota, Metazoa, Rotifera, Eurotatoria, Philodinida, Philodinidae.
AUGGAAUCAAAAUCAUUAUUAUUAAAUGAUAUUGAAUUAAUAAAAAAAAGUUCAUUACAUUGGCAAAUAAUAUUAAAUCGACCAGAUAAAUAUAAUGCAAUAACAAGUGAAAUGUGUGAACGUCUAACAGAUAUAUUAAAUGAAGGAGCAAAAGAUAAAGAAUUAGUUCUUGUUUCAAUAACUGGAAAAGGAAAAUAUUAUUCAUCGGGAACUGAUUUAAUUGAUUCUAUGAAAUUAUUUGAUUCAACAAUAACAACAAAUAUUGAAAUAAUAAUGGAAAAAGGAAAAAUUCGAUUAAAAAAUUUCAUUGAAAGUAUAAUAAAUUUUCCAAAAAUUCUUAUUGGAUUUGUUAAUGGACCAGCUAUUGGUAUAUCUGUAUCAACAUUAGCUUUAUUUGAUGGAGUUUAUGCCUCAUCAUGUUCAACAUUUUCUUUACCAUUUACACGUACAGGACAAACAGCUGAAGGUUGUUCAUCAUAUUUAUUUCCAAAUCUAAUGGGUUUAAUUCAUGCUAAAGAAAUGAUUUUAUUUGAUCGUAAAUUAACAGCUAAACAAGCUGAACAAAGAGGAUUAAUUACAAGAGUUAUUCAAGAUGAUUUAUUUGAAAAAGAAAUAAAUAAUAUUUGUCAAUUUAUUUUAUCAUUACCUAAACAAAGUUUAUUAACAACAAAAUCCUUAAUACAACGAUGGAAUAUUGAUACACUUAAAAUUGUUAAUCAAUAUGAAGUUAACACUUUAAAACAACAAUGGUUAACUGAAGAAUUUCCAAUAGCUAUUUUCAAUUUUAUUAAUCGAAGAAAAAAAUCCAAUUUGUAA